Cajanus cajan (pigeon pea) is the source of this 796-nucleotide messenger RNA. The record is from RefSeq and is a predicted model, not a curated record. NCBI's taxonomy places the organism in Eukaryota, Viridiplantae, Streptophyta, Magnoliopsida, Fabales, Fabaceae.
AUGCAAUUCCUCUAUGGCCUAAAUGAUCAAUAUAGCAACGUUCAAUCUCACAUUCUUCUCAUGGAUCCACUUCCUCAAAUCACUAAAAUUUUCUCUUAUGUGGUUCAACAGGAACGACAAUUGCAGGGAAGGAAUUUUGCUGGAAACAUCUUUAUUGAAGGUAGACCUACAUGCACUUUCUGUGGAAAGGUUGGACACAAUGAGAGUUCAUGUUUUAAGAAGCACGGUUUCCCUGAAUCCAAGGGAAAUAAAUCCAACUAUGGCAAAGGAAACAAAACUUGCUCUCACAGUGGAAGGAGUGGUCAUACUAUUGAUUCAUGCUACAGAAAACAUGGUUUUCCACCUGGUGUUAAAACGCAAGCCAAGAAUGGACACCCCAAUGUAAAUAGCACAUUGACUGAAGAAGGAAAGAAAGACUCUGAUCAGACUCAGAAAGGUGAGGAACAAGAGUUUCGUCUCACAGCCCAGCAAUAUCAUUCCCUGAUAGCCUUAAUGCAACAGUCUCAAUUUGGUGGCUCGAGUUCACCACAAAUCAAUCAAAUAAGCUCCUCUAUGUCCACAUCCGUUCAACCUUCCAAUGGUAAUCUCGUUCUACUUAACAUCAACACUCAUCACACAAAGGCAUUUUGGGACUUGAACACAUUGAAGAAGAUUGGUAUAGUUGAGAUGAGCAAUGGAUUAUAUAUUUUGAAUGCCAAACCUGUCACCAAUCCACCUUCCUGUUCUGCUGUUACUCAUCCUGAUUUUAGCAUUAUACCUAUAGAUCUAUGGAAUUUUCGUUUAGGAAAUCCUUCAU